CCCAAUUGCACAAUGAAGGUGCUCUAAUUCAAAGUUCAAACCCACUCACUAAUCUCAUCUUAGGCUAUGACAAAACUUCUAUUCCCACCGCAAAACGAAUUUGUUGAAUUCCUGCCCAAUCAAUAAUAGUAGUUGUGUUAUAUUGUCUAUGCAAUUUAUGGUUCCCAACAACUUAUUCACCCAAAUUCCUAAAAGAUCAAAACAUUCAUUAAUAUAUACAGUCCUAACCAAUAUUUAUUUCAUCACAAGUCCACCCCUUCUUCAAUACACACACACACACACUCCAAGUACAACAUACUCAAAAUUAACACAACAUGGAAUUGCAAUCAAAGCUACUAGCAUUACUCUCAUUGAACAUUUUCUGCCUCCUUUUCUACAAGGCCAAUGCAAAGGUUCCGGCAAUAAUCGUGUUCGGCGACUCCUCCGUUGAUGCUGGAAACAACAACUUUAUUCCAACGGUUGCACGGAGCAAUUUUCAGCCAUAUGGACGUGACUUUUUAGGUGGAAAAGCGACCGGAAGGUUCUCUAAUGGGAGAAUACCAACUGAUUUCAUAUCAGAAGCUUUUGGUAUAAAAGAAUAUGUGCCUGCAUACUUGGAUCCUAAGUAUAAUAUUUCAGAUUUUGCUACUGGUGUCAGUUUUGCUUCUGCUGCUACUGGUUAUGAUAAUGCAACUUCAGAUGUACUUUCUGUGAUACCAUUAUGGAAGCAAUUAGAGUACUACAAGGAAUACCAAAAGAAUCUGAGUUCAUAUCUUGGUGAAACCAAAGCAAAAGAGACAAUAUCCGAAUCAGUACACCUUAUGAGUAUAGGAACAAAUGAUUUCCUAGAAAAUUACUAUUCCAUGCCUGGCAGGAGAUCACAGUACACACCUGAACAGUACCAAACUUUUCUUGCUGGAAUAGCUGAGAAUUUCAUAAGGAAUCUAUAUGGUCUUGGUGCUAGGAAGAUAUCCCUUGGAGGGUUACCUCCCAUGGGAUGUUUGCCAUUGGAGAGAACCACAAAUUUUAUGGAGCAGAAUGGUUGUGUUGCCAGAUUCAAUAACAUAGCACUUGAGUUCAAUGAUAAGCUCAAGAAUAUAACUACUAAGCUCAACCAGGAGCUAACUGGAAUGAAAUUGUUGUUUUCAAAUCCGUAUUACAUUAUGUUACACAUCAUAAAAAAACCUGAAUCCUAUGGGUUUGAAUCAGCCUCAGUAGCAUGUUGUGCUACUGGAAUGUUUGAGAUGGGUUAUGCCUGCAGCAGGGGCAGAAUGUUCAGUUGCACAGAUGCUUCCAAAUUUGUGUUUUGGGACUCUUUCCAUCCAACAGAAAAAACAAAUAGUAUUGUUGCAAAAUAUGUGGUGGAGCAUGUGUUAGCUCAGUUUUUAGAAUGAAUUUUUAGAAAAAAUAGUACCACUAGUUGUGGAAUUUUUAGAAUAAUAGUACUAGUUGUGUAAUCUCGCCACUUUUGGACGUUCGCCAUAAAGGCCUUCUGUGUAUGGUGUGUGUGUGUGUGUGUGUGUGUAGAUAUAUAUGUGUAAGAAUGUUAAUACAGCACUUUCAUAAUAAAAUGUGCUGAUAUUUAGAAUAUGAGUCAUUUUGUUUGGACUAA
This is a messenger RNA of Trifolium pratense (red clover), 1591 nucleotides long. Its product is annotated as GDSL esterase/lipase At2g04570-like. The record is from RefSeq and is a predicted model, not a curated record. Bases 315 to 1373 code for a protein of 352 amino acids. Gene Ontology annotation, molecular function: hydrolase activity, acting on ester bonds. NCBI's taxonomy places the organism in Eukaryota, Viridiplantae, Streptophyta, Magnoliopsida, Fabales, Fabaceae. The transcript has 3 exons.